AUGGCGCGGUGGGGCCGCUUCCCCGGGCGGCUGCGGGGCUGGCGGCGGGCGGGCGUCCCCUGGCCCGGCGCGGCCCGGAGGGGCUGGGCCGGCGCGGCGCGGGGGUCGUCGGCCCCGCGGCGGCCGGAGGAGCUGCCGGGCCCGGGGCUGCUGGGCUCGCUCUACUGGCUCCUGGCCAGGGGCUACCUGCUGCACACCCACCGCCUGCAGAUCAUUUUCAAGAAACUGUAUGGUCCCAUAUGGAAAUCCACGUUUGGCCCUUACAAUAAUGUUAAUAUUGGCAGUCCUGAAGUCCUAGAGCAGCUGUUGCGUCAAGAAGGGAAGUACCCCAUCCGGAGUGACAUGGCCCUCUGGAAGGAGCACCGGGACUUGCGAGACCUGCCCUACGGCCCCUUCACUGAGGAUGGGGAGCGAUGGCAUCGCCUGCGACAGGUACUGAACAAGCGGAUGCUGAAACCUUCAGAAGCUGUGCUGUAUGUCGACGUCAUCAAUGAGGUGGUGUCUGACCUGAUGGUGCAUCUGGAGGAUGAGAGGAAACAAAGUCCCUCUGGGGUGAUGAUCCAAGAUGUGGCCCAAAUACUUUACCGAUUCGCCUUAGAAGGCAUCUCAUACAUCCUGUUUGAGACCCGCAUUGGCUGCCUACAGAAGCAGAUCCCUGCUGAGACGCAGCAUUUUAUCGAUGCUAUCGGAGACACUCUGAAGAACUCGGUCUUUGCCACCGUCCUGCCCAGGUGCACCCGGGGACUGCUGCCUUAUUGGAACCGUUACCUGCAGGGCUGGGACACCAUCUUUGCCUUUGGAAAGAAACUGAUUGAUCAGAAGAUGAUGAUGUUAGAAAAGUGUCUGAACCAGGGUGAGGAGGUCUCGGGAUACCUAACCUACCUACUGUCCACUGGGAAACUCAGCCAUAAAGAGGUUUAUGGCAGCAUAGCUGAGCUGCUGCUGGCUGGCAUAGAUACGACAUCCAAUACCCUCUCAUGGGCCAUGUACCACCUAGCCCAGGACCUAAAGAUCCAGGAAGCUUUGUACCAGGAGAUUACCAAUGUGGUGCCCAAAGACCAGAUCCCUAAUGCCAAAGAUAUCACCAAGAUGCCACUGCUAAAGGCCGUAAUCAAGGAGACUCUCCGGCUGUAUCCUGUGGUCCCCACCAAUGCCCGAAUGACUACGGAGAAGGAUGUGGUUGUCGGAGGGUACAAGUUUCCAAAAGAUACCCUGUUUGUGCUUGCUCACUAUGCUCUCUCACAUGAUGAGACCUACUUCCCCGAGCCAGAACGUUUUCUACCACUCCGCUGGCUGCGAGAGCAGAAAGAAUCAGCUCCCCACCCCUUCAGCUCCAUUCCCUUUGGCUACGGGGUGCGUGCCUGUGUGGGGCGUCGCAUUGCUGAGCUUGAGAUGCAUCUAGCUCUUGCCAGGAUCAUCCAGACGUUCUCAGUCAGGCCAGAUCCAAAUUGUGAAGUGGUGAAGCCCCUUGCCCGCAUUGUGCUUGUGCCGGGCAAGCCCAUUAACUUGAAUGUCAUUGACAGAUAG
Messenger RNA from Euleptes europaea (tarantolino), 1527 nucleotides. Its product is annotated as sterol 26-hydroxylase, mitochondrial. The record is from RefSeq and is a predicted model, not a curated record. Gene Ontology annotation, cellular component: mitochondrial inner membrane. The coding region runs from base 1 to 1527 and encodes 508 amino acids. Gene Ontology annotation, molecular function: monooxygenase activity; iron ion binding; heme binding. NCBI's taxonomy places the organism in Eukaryota, Metazoa, Chordata, Lepidosauria, Squamata, Sphaerodactylidae. The transcript is spliced from 9 exons. Gene Ontology annotation, biological process: glucocorticoid biosynthetic process; C21-steroid hormone biosynthetic process; cortisol metabolic process.